Molecule: messenger RNA, 980 nt
Organism: Solanum dulcamara
Lineage: Eukaryota; Viridiplantae; Streptophyta; Magnoliopsida; Solanales; Solanaceae
Exons: 4
Coding region: 235-714 (159 amino acids)
Molecular function (GO): zinc ion binding
Source: RefSeq, a predicted model, not a curated record
CGAAAUCCCUAAUUGCUUUUUCGACAAAAUCCUUUUUGGUUUGUCGAAGAAAUUCUUGUUAAUUAUCUCUCCAUCUCUAAUUUGUUUGUAUUCGAGUGGAUUGUAGCUGAGCUCAUCUUGUGAUGGAACCCAAAACCUUCAAUUAUGGCCUAAAUAAUUGAUUAAAACUGAUUUUGGAGAAACUGACCAUUCUAUUGAAGAUGACCUUAGUGAAUCUCUUUGAUAUAUAGAUCCAUGGCAACUGGAACUUCUUCAUCGUCUUUACUUCCUUCUGAUGAAGAAGAUGAGAUACUGAUGUUAUAUGGGUCGGAAUCGGGUUGGGUUGAGCCCAAAAGUUACUGUGAUCACCUCGCUUCUCUGUCCUCUGAUCUCACCCAUAUUCCAACUCCUGAUACUCCUUGCAACAGGUGCCAACAUCCAGCAGAGAACUGGCUAUGUUUGUGCUGCAAGGAGGUUCUCUGCAGUCGAUUUGUUAAUAAGCACAUGCUUGAGCAUUACAAGCUGACCAAUCACUCUUUAGCGCUCAGCUUUAGUGAUUUAUCAGUAUGGUGUUUCUCCUGCAAUGCAUACUUAGAUGCUCAAGCAAUAAUGCCAUUGCAGUCUGUUCAUUUCACCGCCUACAUACUGAAGUUUAAUGAGCCUCCACCUUUGCGAGCAGUGGAGUGUGUACAAAUUACAGAUAACAGAGCAGACGGCUCUACUUCUGGGAAGUAAUCACGCCAUCUUCCCUUUGAUGCCUAUGAUGUUAGGUUGUUCAAACAUUCUAUUCAAACUGAUUUGUCUAUAGGAAAAUGGUUUAGCGAAAGGCAUUUUUAUCUAGAUGUUGACACAUUAACCUCUUCUUUCUGUGCUUGGUAAGCAAAAUAGUUUCUUGAGUAUACGGUGCACUAAGAAGGCACUGUCAGCAUAAAAGUUUCAGUGUAGACAUUGAUGGAAUCUAGGAUGUUUAUCAUUAACAAUAUUCAUCCUCCACUGGAAAA